This is a messenger RNA of Aspergillus pseudotamarii, 970 nucleotides long. Its product is annotated as carbon-nitrogen hydrolase. NCBI's taxonomy places the organism in Eukaryota, Fungi, Ascomycota, Eurotiomycetes, Eurotiales, Aspergillaceae. The transcript has a single exon. The record is from RefSeq and is a predicted model, not a curated record. Gene Ontology annotation, molecular function: catalytic activity. The coding region runs from base 331 to 927 and encodes 198 amino acids.
UUCCUUGGUAAGUGACUACACCCAGCUUUUAUACAUCAUAAUUUAACCUAGUCCAGGAGCAUCUGGUCUCGCGGCGCGGUGGAAAAUACACCAUAUAUGAAUGAGUAUUUUAAGAAUUCGCUAGAGAGGGAGUCGCCAGAUAUGGAUCGAAUUAGAUUGGCAGUGAAGGAGGCUGGAAUAUUCUGUGUUUUGGGGUAUUCCGAGCGCAAUAGAGGCAGUCUGUAUAUGGCUCAGGUGCGAUGAUCUUCAAUCCUACAAUACAUUUACCUUCCUGACCAUGAGCAGUCUUUCAUCGAUGAAAAUGGCGAUAUUAUUCACCAUCGUCGCAAAAUGAAACCCACCCAUAUCGAGCGCGGCUAUUGGGGAGAUGGACAAGGAGAGUCCAUUCGACCUGUCGCUAACACAUCCUUUGGAAACAUUGGAGCUCUCAACUGCUGGGAGCAUCUCCAGCCUUUACUGAAAUAUCUCGAAUACUCGCAAGAUGUUGAGAUCCAUGUGGCCAGCUGGCCUCCGAUCUGGGAUAAACGGGAAGGGAUCGAAUGGGCGGACCAUAUGACGGCAGAAAUGAGUACAAAGAUUUGUCAAACUAUGGCCGUCGAGGGGACUUGUUUUGUGUUGAUUUGCACGCAGGUGAUGAGUGAAGAAAGCAAAAAGAAGAGUAACUUGGAGGAUUUCAAAUUUGCCCAAUGUCCCGGCGGUGGAUUCAGCAUGAUAUUCGAUGCCUUUGGGAAACCCCUAGUCAAAGCGCUCCCGCCAGGGGAAGAAGGAAUCCUUUACGCUGAUGUUGAUCUCGACCUCAAGAGACAGGCGCAGCAGAGCUUGGAUGUUGUCGGCCAUUACUCUCGGCCAGACCUAUUAAGCCUUACCGCGAACGCUACGGAAGCUAGACCUGUGACUAGAAUGCAGGACAACAAUAAUAGUCAUUGAUGGUCCUUUAUAUGGCCGAAUAAGAGAACCCAGUCUUGGCCAG